Pestalotiopsis fici W106-1 is the source of this 1575-nucleotide messenger RNA. RefSeq lists its product as uncharacterized. Lineage: Eukaryota; Fungi; Ascomycota; Sordariomycetes; Amphisphaeriales; Sporocadaceae. Bases 1 to 1575 code for a protein of 524 amino acids. Gene Ontology annotation, molecular function: cholinesterase activity. The transcript is spliced from 2 exons. The record is from RefSeq and is a predicted model, not a curated record.
AUGAAGCUCCUGCCGGAAAAGUGUGCCAUCUUGGUGUCUUUGUGUGCCACCUUGGCCCGAGGCUUCCAAGUUCAGACUUCAUCCGGGUACAUAAAGGGCCAUGCUUCAACAGAGCACAGUGACGUUGACGAGUUCCUCGGAAUUCCCUUUGGCAAGGCUCCCAUCGGAUCACUCCGCUUCCAACCUCCUGUCAAAUACGAGAGCCAAGACGAGUUCGUCGCCAAUCGAUACGGAUACACGUGUGUUCAAUCUCCCGCGACUGUCAAUGCCUCUCAGCCCGAGAACUGGCAAAACAUUGCCCGUAGUCAGCAAGAGUACACCAAUUACACGAGUGAAGACUGCCUGAAUCUCAAUGUCUGGUCCAAACGGAAGCGGCCAGGGACUUGCUCGAAGAAAUUGAAACCAGUCUUGAUGUACUUUUACGGUGGCGGCUUUCACAGUGGUUCUGGCAACGAUCCGAGCUAUAAUGGAGCCAUCUUUGCCCAACAACAAGAUGUCGUCUUUGUUACAUUCAACUACCGUCUUGGUAUCUUUGGCUUCUCUGGCGCUCCUGGCCUUACCCAAAAUGUCGCUCUCCUUGAUCAGCGUCUUGCCGUUGAAUGGGUUCGGGACAACAUCCGGGGUUUCGGUGGUGAUCCCAACAGGAUCUCCAUCUUUGGCCACCGUGCUGGCGGCGCAAGUGUCGACUUCUACGAUUUCGCCUUCUAUCAAGAUCCUAUCAUCGCCGGUGUCGUACCCAUGUCUGGUUCGGUCAAUGCUUUUGGCCGUCGGUUUGAAAAUACUUCCCAAGCUGGGUGGACUGAGACAGCCAAGUUGCUCAACUGUAGCAUCACCAGUGACGCCGAGACCGCGACUUGUAUGCAAAAUGCCGACGCGCAGACCUUGCUCAGCGCUUCUCUAAAGGCCAGCAAAGUCGUCAGUUCUCAACUUGAUACGGCUGCUCAGCUGUACGCCGGUAUCACCAGCUUGUUUGGUCCAACCAUCGACAACAAAACAGUAUUUGCCAAUUACACCGAUAGAGUGAAUGCCGGUCAACUGAGCAGGGUUCCGGCUAUUCUUGGAUUCAAUAAUGAUGAAGCUUGUUUCUUUACCGAGUCCGGCAGACUCCCGAAUAAGCCCGAAGUUGUUCUGGGUGUCAAUGAAGCUGUCUUUGCUUGCCCACUCCAGUGGGGCGCCACUUGGAGGGCCAACGCUGGCGUUCCUACCUGGAAGUAUCUUUAUGAAGGCGCUUACCCCAACCUCUACGCUCCCGCUUGUCCUGGUAAGCCAUGGCAUGGACAAGAACUCUACGUAAUCUUCAAUUCGUCCGAACUCGCUACCGGGUAUGCCGCCACUCCAGCCGAACUGGCCGGCGGCGAGUACUGGAGAAAUGCAUUGGCUACCUUCGCCAGUAACACGAGCAAGGGUCUCACCACCAACUCAUCACAGAUUCAGUGGCCAGAGUUUGGGGACAGCAAAGGACAGGCAGCGGUCACUCUUGGUGGCAACUCUACCUUUGAAGAGGUGGCUCCUGAUCUGGAGUGGACUGUUCCUUGCUACACGCCACGUUUGCGAUACGGAGCACCCAACUUCUAG